Cuscuta campestris is the source of this 1059-nucleotide messenger RNA. The record is from the annotation of a GenBank genome assembly. NCBI's taxonomy places the organism in Eukaryota, Viridiplantae, Streptophyta, Magnoliopsida, Solanales, Convolvulaceae.
AAUAGCCGGGUCGGAAACUUCUCCCGGGUCUAUUGUUCUUUCGGAUCAGAAAUUCCGUUUAUAUAGACAUUUAAGGAAAAGAACUUAACAGUUUCAAGAAUGGGCCGUGGUGCUACAGAAAGCACAUUGAUUCAUCACGUUGUUAUAGUGCUUCUCCUUCUAUGGCUGCUCAAUUCCUUGAAUUGGUGUCACCCUUUUGCUUAUUUUAUCUCCAUAGCUUAUAUCUAUUUGGUUCAUGAGAGCUAUGUGAGUAGAUUGAGGAAGAGAUUGCAGUUUGAGGAAAAAAAGCAGUCGUAUCAAAGACGGCUGCUUUCUGAUUCAGAAAGCGUAAGAUGGUUGAAUCAUGCGUUAGAGAAGAUCUGGCCUGUUUGUAUGGAGGAAAUUGUCUCUCAGAAAAUUCUCCUUCCCAUCAUACCAUGGUUUAUGCAAAAAUAUAAACCCUGGACAGUGAAAAGUGUUGUUGUCCAGAAUUUGUACUUAGGAAGAUGCCCGCCUUUGUUCACUGAAAUGAGAGUUCUUCAGAACUCCACCGGAGAUGAUCACUUGGCCUUGGAGUUGGGAAUGAACUUCUGCACGGAGGAUAUGAAUGCAGUAUUAGCUGCAAAACUGAAGAAAAGAUUGGGUUUUGGGAUGUGGGCAAAAUUACACUUGUUAGGCAUGCAUGUUGAAGGGAAGGUUUUGGUAGGUGUGAAGUUUCUCCCCCAGUGGCCAUUUCUUGAUCGUUUAAGGGUUUGCUUUGCUGAGCCACCUUAUUUUCAGAUGACUGUGAAACCUAUAUUCUCUCAUGGACUAGAUGUUACAGAAGUCCCAGGGAUUGCUGGAUGGCUGGACAAACUUUUGGCCCUUGCUUUUGAGCAGACUCUUGUUGAGCCAAACAUGCUAGUUGUUGAUGUAAAGAAAUUUGUGUCUCCACAACCAGGUACCAGCUGCUACUUGCUCUAUGUGGCCCAGUUUUUCCUCCUCUUUUUUGAAGUUGGGUGAGAUGGUGGACACACUAUUAUCUCUUGUACAUAGUUAUUGAGCUAGUUACAUUGAUGUGCAUAAAGUUACAUCUAUUUU